Messenger RNA from Pelmatolapia mariae (spotted tilapia), 5779 nucleotides. RefSeq names its product GDNF family receptor alpha 4a (gene gfra4a). NCBI's taxonomy places the organism in Eukaryota, Metazoa, Chordata, Actinopteri, Cichliformes, Cichlidae. The transcript has 8 exons. The record is from RefSeq and is a predicted model, not a curated record. Gene Ontology annotation, biological process: nervous system development. Bases 638 to 1960 code for a protein of 440 amino acids. Gene Ontology annotation, cellular component: signaling receptor complex; external side of plasma membrane. Gene Ontology annotation, molecular function: signaling receptor activity.
CAGUAACGAAAUAGCCUAUCGAUUUAAGUUGUCCUAUUUCAACUUUGGUCAAGAUUGGAUUUUUUAAACGAGCUGGGUUGGGCAUCUCCGGCCGGCCCGCCUGGGAGCUGAGGAUCACAGCGGGGACUGACUCUCGGGUCGGAGUGCGCAAAGCAGCGCGCCAGUGAUUCAGCCGCAGUUUCCAGACGGCGCGCAGGUGGAGGCGACGAGGAGAGGAAGCAGCCGCUCAGGACGUGCUGAUGAACCGCACGGGGAUGUUCAAUACGCACACGAUUUGUUCCACGUAAUGACCGAACUGCUUCUUUUUUUCUCUCCUUCGUCUUCUUCUUCUCCCUCCGCGGUGUGAUUUUGGAAGCGGUGUCUUGGUCUGGCUCAGCUGUAACCCAUUUCCCCUCCAAGACAAAAGUUUGCCUGCUAAAAAAAAAAAGAAAAAAAAAAGGAAAAUGAUGUUCUGGUCCGCUAAUGUUUUUUCACGCAGUGUUGUGGAUUCCGGCGUCAGCGUAAGUGGACAGUCAUCACUUGAGAAAUAGCUGCGAUUUUUUUUCCGCUCUUAAUUUCAGUGCCAGUUUCAACAAAAACAGCGGGCUUUUAUUCUCCGCACAUCAUCUCUCGCCCAGGAUUGCAUCCGUUUGAAUUAAUGUCGCACUCCAUAAUGGACUUCCUCGGACUGUACUUUUUACAGCUGGCUCUCAUCGGAAUCCCACGUAUGGCCCUGUCUGUGGGUGGGAGGGACUGUCUGCGUGCUGGUGACACCUGUUCCAGCGAUGACACCUGUAGCCCGCGACUGCGCACCCUCAGGCAGUGUGUGGCAGGGGACGGCAGCGUGAAACUGGGGCCCGGGGCGCGAAACCAGUGUGAGAACGCCAUGACGGCACUUCUGUCCACCCCUCUGCAUGGCUGCCAAUGUAAACGAGGCAUGAAGAAGGAGAAGAACUGCCUGAGUAUCUACUGGAGUCUGCAUCAAUCUGUGCUGCAUGGACUCAGCCUGGUGGAGAGCUACCCAUAUGAACCAGAGGAGAGGGGCACUGACUACGUUCGUCUGGCCUCCAUCGCUGCAGAGUCUGAAGUGACGACAGUGAACCGCUGCCUGGACGCUGCCAAGGCGUGUAACAUAGAUGAGACGUGUCAGAAGCUUCGUACGGAGUACGUCUCCUCCUGCAUCCAGCCGUCUGCCCGCUCGGGGCCGUGCAAUCGAGCAAAGUGCAACAAGGCGCUGAGGAAGUUCUUCGACCGCGUCCCCCCUGAAUACACCAACGAGCUGCUGUUCUGUCCCUGCACCGACACGGCCUGCGCAGAGCGCCGCAGGCAAACCAUCGUGCCGUCCUGCUCCUACGAAGACAAGGAAAAGCCCAACUGUUUGGCUCAGCUGCGGAUCUGCAAGGCAGACUAUGUGUGCAGGUCUCGCUGGGCACAGUUCCAGCAUGAUUGCCAGCCCUCUGAGCAGAGUGCCAGUGGCUGCAAGCAGGAGAACUACGGGCGAUGUCUGCUCGCAUACACCGGCCUGAUAGGAAGCACAAUAACUCCCAACUACCUUGACAACUCCACCUCCAAUGUGGGACCCUGGUGCUCCUGCGCAGCGAGUGGCAACCACAGGGAACAAUGCAGCGACUUUCUCACUUUUUUCCAUGACAACAUCUGCCUGAAAAAUGCCAUUCAGGCCUUUGGAAACGGAUCGGAUGUGAAAACGGGGGCCAGUCAGCCUGGAGUGUCCAGUCCAGCAACGGACAACCAUAGCCCACACUUGGCAACCACUGCCCCGGGCAUCGCUAUGGAAACAGAGCAGAACAUUCUGCGAGCACAGAUACCUACUCAGGUAAACGAGAACGACAGAUUGUGGGACGAUGACGGAGACUCCACUCUUCCAUAUCCGGGCCUUUUAGACCACGGAGCUGAGCCCGUCUGCCUCUCCAUGCCGCUGCUCGGCCUGGGCUUGCUGCUCCUCGUGCUCUCCAGUCCGUAAGAGGCCUCGGUUUGCCCGGCCUCCAAAGACAAACGUCAAGAUCCAAGGGGGAGGGGUUGGGGCACCAGAUGAAAAAAACCUGAAAACAGCCAUUUUCUAUGUGUCACGUGACGGUGAGGGAAAGGGUCAGCUUCGUCUUACCCUACUCCCCUCUCCCUUUCUGUCACAAAAAUCACACUUAAUCUCUAUUUGUGAAUCAUGACUGAGAGCAGAUGUGUUGUGCAGCCCACACCCUUGCAAAGACCACCUGAGUAUGUACCACUACAGUGCCAUGGGAGGGGGGAGGGGAUCAAGAGGAAGUACACAUUUCCUGCUUCACACCUGCCCAAACAUAAACUUUUCCACACAACACACACACAUACAAGCAGACUUCACUUCAUCUGAAAAUAACAUCCAAACAGUGAAAACGGCCAGCGAGAUCAGAAGGUGUACAGCAAAAGACACUGAUGACCCAGUGCAGGAAAACUCUUAAAUAUAUACAUAUGAAACAGCACAAUUUUUUUCUUUUCUUUUGUUCUUGAACAUUCCUUGGUGUAAAAGAAAAAUACUCAAUGUUAAGACUUUUCUCGCAGAUGAACUGUGAUGACGUGUUACACGAAAUUUAAGCUGGAGUGUGUGUGUGUGUGUGUGUGUGUGCUCAGCUUCGCUCUUUAUUUCUUCGAAACGCACAUUUUAAAUUUCGAACUGUUCGUUUGCUACCCGGGAUGUUAGAUGGAAGCACAUCGAGUCAAAUCGCAGUGAAAAUUCUUUGAUCGUUGUCGUGCUCUAUGUUUCAGGUAUGAAGAGUUCAUUUCCAAAACAAAGAAUAUAUAAAUAUAUAUAUAUAAAUAUCUCUAAAAUAGGAAAUUUAAGUUUAAAAUUUAACAUUCAAAGAAGAUAGAAGUGUAUUAUGUCAUCACACAAGGACCUACAUUACUUUAAUGUACUUUGUACAUGUUUUUUCAAAUGGUGGAUACCUCACUUUGGAAGGGGACUCUUCAUAUAGUCAUUCAUUAAGCUUUAAGUGUGAAGGCCUACAAAAUAUCUUGGAUCUGUUCCUUUUAUAGAACUUAAAAAAAAGACACAAUCAUGUGAAGUGGAAAGAGGUUGAGACAAGUUUAUAUUUUUUCAAAAGUAAGUGGACUUUGUUGCAGAAAAUACAGAUGUGUAUUGACAAGUUUGUGACCAUUCAUGCUUUGCUGGUAAAGAGGGAUACGGUUGCUUUAGUCAGUGCACAUUUGAAUGGAUGGUUGGAUGCAUCUGUCUUUGUGGGAUGAAAGCAGUAACUCGCCUGCUACCUGCAGGGAAUCUACGUUCAGCGUGGGACGGUGAAGAAUUUGCACUGUAAAAGCACAGCUUUGCGUGGUGGAGCGGACAUGUCUACAGGAGGCGCUCGAGAGUGGGGUGUAGGGACAACCUUCAGUACUGCCACAGAAUACAGUUUAUUCACCUGCAUUGCUAAACAAUGCUGAUUUUUACACAAUGAAAAUCAGCUGCGAUGAGGAAAUGAUGGACCUAAGAAACUCCAGAUAAGGACGUUCUACUUUGCCGGGCGAAUUCUACAAGAAGGACGCAAGUUUAUACUUCCUCGGUGAUGCUCAUGUCAUUUCAGUGUGUUUUAACAGGUGUGGGGAAACAGUUGUACUAUCUUAAAGAACCAGUUCACUCAAAUCACAAAUAUUCUCACUCUCAAAAAGUCACAUGGAUAUAUUGAAGACCGCUUUAGUGAAAAUAGUGCAGCCCAUUUAUAUGCACUUACGUGGAAAGCUUAAAGCAGAGAGAGCACACAUCCCUGCCCUUCCGGUGUGUAGGUUUGAAUAGCCAGAAGGCGGGGAGUAAAGGAGGAGCUGCAGUGGAGGUGUGUUGCAAAGCGGCUUGCAGAGGCACUGCAACCAGGAUUACUAGCUGAGUUCGACUUAGCGGUCUGCCAGAACUAAUGCGAUGCUCGGUUUUGGUUUUAUUUUCGCAGCUUUUAGAAGAGAAUACUCACUGGUCGGUUCAUCAUGGAUACCUGUCAAAAUCCAUUUCAAUCCAGUAUAACAGCUCUGCGAUAACUCUACUUUUACAAACAUGUCUUCAUUUUCUGUUUUUCUAGAUGUUUUCAAAAAAGUUUACUAUGAGGGUAAAAGAGGGUGUUGGGUGAAAUUUCAUCUGCAUUACAUUUAAAAGUAUACCUAGUAUAGUCUGGCCCCUGGAAGACGUUUUAAUUUAAAUUACAUAUAAUUGUCAUCUAGGGAUAUUGUGGCUCUUAAGGGAAAUGUGUUUAUAAGCUAAAUACUUCACUGCAUUUACCAGCUGGUCGGUAUGUUUGCCAGUUGUUUACAGCCGAGCAGUUAGGGUACAAAGACUUUAGAAGGCAGUUUCUGGUAAAAGUCAGCUCAAACAGAAAAUGCUUAAAAGAUCGUGCACAGUCAUCAGACAUUUCUCUCCCCAAUAUGCUAAACAUUGUGUUGCCGACAGCAGUUUCAUAGAAAGAUAUAGGUACUCAAACUGUACUACAGUGGAUUUAUUAAUGGUUAAAAAACUAUUUGCUGUUUUUACUGACUUCUUAAAGAUGAACUAGAAGCCAAAAAUAUCUUAUAGAUGGGCAGAUCUCACAGAGCAUGUCAAUUGGCGCUUUAGCUGCUUCGGAUUCACUGAGAAGAACCCUCCCAUGGAUUGUGAAUAAGCAGUAUAUAAAUGGAUUUUGGUAAAGCUGCCCUGCAGCCCUUUUCCUAAAGACAGGUAGUCAAACUGUCAGUGAAGGAGUCCUACUAAUGUAAAGUGUCCUACUGAGGAAGCAUUUACUAUAACUCAAAAGUUCCUGUUUUAGUGGAAUAUGAUUAACUAAGUACCAGUAAACGUUACAUUAACAAUUAAGUUAAAUUAAAAUGUGUUUUUAUUGUUCAAAUUAGUAAAAUGUUUUUUAAAAAGUCGUAUAAUUAUAUAUUAUAUAUGCAGAGGCCCCAUUAAUGAAUUCGGUGCAAAAGGAGCAACAAACAGAAAAUGUAUCUGUUUGGUGUUGUUUUAAUCUGGGAUUAUCCACAGUAACUAAUGACGACUAACUGCUGAUGGAAGGACACAUUCCUGUUGAGUUUGGCAGAGGAUAAAAAGAUGUGUGCCCAGUGCUCACACACGAAAUCACCUCUCUGCAUUCAAGUGGUGUGUUUGUUUUGUCGUUUGGGUGAACUGGCGCUUUUGUUUUCGCAUAAGAAAAAUCACCUUCAUCUAUGUACGUUUUGACACAUCAGCGAGUCUGAGGGCCCCCGUUGGUUUGCACAAAGCCUCUGUCUCAUAUCAUGAUGUGUCACCAGCUGAGCGCCCUGUUUUGAUUUGUCCUGUGUUUUAUCAGUCAGCGUGCAUCGCGGUGCCGUGAGGUGACCGACCAACCUGCUCCCUGUUCGUCUGCGCUGGCAGAAUCCCUGAUGUGACAUGUGUCACUUCCAGAAAUAAAGAUGACAUUGUAAAUGGAGGUGAAUUCUGACCACUUUCUUGUAAAAGGGGGGAGAGACUUUUUUUCACCCGUCUAGAAAUUUCUGGGUCCCUUGACAAGAUGUGACUGUUGACCUCGAUCUGAGUUCAGCUCUCUGUAUUCCCCCUUGGCAUCCAGUUAAAAAUCCAUGUUUCAUCACACACAGGGCGUGAUUUGUAAAGAUGUUAUAGUACAGUGUAUAUACUACACAGUGAAUACCAUAUAUAUGAUGUCUAUAAAAUUCAUACCUUGAGUAAAAAUAAAAAAGGAUUUUAUCCAAAGUUUUGCUUUUGAUAUGUCAGAGAAAAUCACAGAGGAGCUAAUUCUGACAUGAAAACUUUACAAAGCACAACUUUGAGCCCAAGCUUGAGCAUCAGGAAACUUUAAUA